This is a messenger RNA of Lecanosticta acicola, 855 nucleotides long. Lineage: Eukaryota; Fungi; Ascomycota; Dothideomycetes; Mycosphaerellales; Mycosphaerellaceae. The record is from the annotation of a GenBank genome assembly.
AUGGCGCCCUCACCACGAUCAGCAUCGACCGUCGAUGUCGACGACAUCUCCCGGGCCAAGGCCCACGAUGAAACCGAGCGAAUCGAAAACGUCCUCAGACCUUCGCCCUCACACUUCGAAAAGCUCAACCUUACGCCCGAACAGCCCGUCGCAGGCAAGCUUCGUCUCACAUUCGGCAACCCAGCACCCAUCGCCCUAGGAGGCUUCCUCCUCGCAAACACACCCGCUACCAUCGAUCUCAUGGGCUGGGGUGGUGCAGGCGGCGGCGCAGGCAAUGCGUCUGCUGGUAUCGGAGCAUACUACUUCCUCGGAGCUAUCCUGCUCUAUUUCGGCGCGAUCGGUGAAUGGAUUCUGGGCAACACCUUCCCAGCCGUUGUCUUCUUCACCUUUGGCGGUUUCUGGGGCACUUUUGGAGCCACUCUCACACCCUUCUUCAACGUCAUCAAUGGCUACGCCAAUGCCACGACCGGGAAAGUCGACGCCGCAGGCGAAGCCGCUUUCUACCGCUCCUUUGCCAUGUUUCUCAUCUUCAUGGCCGUCCUCUGCUUACUCUACACGAUUGCCGCUCUGCGAACCAAUCUGUGCUUGGUCGCUAUUCUGUUCUGCUUUACUAUCACGUUCCCCUGCCUGGCUGCGAGCUACUUUUAUGGAGCAGACGGACUGGCGAGUAUGAGUAGUACGACAAGGAUCGUGGGCGCGGCUUUCGCGUUCGUGGCGAGUAUGAUUGGUUGGUACCUGUGGUUCUCGCUGAUUCUGGAGGCGGUGGAUUUCCCGGUUGUGCUUCCUGUCGGGGAUCUGACCAAAUAUGUGAAGGGACGGAGUGAGAAGGUGAAGAAUGAGAGGGAGAUGGCUUGA